Messenger RNA from Mizuhopecten yessoensis (Yesso scallop), 2447 nucleotides. RefSeq lists its product as uncharacterized. Bases 98 to 1597 code for a protein of 499 amino acids. Lineage: Eukaryota; Metazoa; Mollusca; Bivalvia; Pectinida; Pectinidae. The transcript has 2 exons. The record is from RefSeq and is a predicted model, not a curated record.
ACCCACCAUUCUUUCCCUGGCUACCAGAAAAGAACAACACGCAAAUAUUCGCUCCUUCAAAAUACUUUUAAUUUCACGAGAUACUCUAUUCAAGACGAUGAUAAACCAUUCCGAUAUCCACGAGAACCGAGGUUUGUCGUCUCUGAGGAACGCAAGUCACGUUCAGGGCCGAAAAUGUGGACGAAGCAUGCCCGAGGGUCCAGGUCUUCUUACAGCUGCCUUCCCUGAAAUCUUGACCGGGGGAAAUGUCCGAAGGUUGACCAGCGCUAACACUCCCGACUCUCUGGACAGACUUGAGAUCACAGCUCCUUACUCUCAACGAUUCGAUCUUCAAUUUGGUAUCAAGAGGCAACCAAGAGGCAAAGCUGGUAACUUUCCUCCUGGGUAUAAUGGCGCCAUGACUUUGGCGGGAAAACGAAGAAGUGCCGAAAUGGCUGUUAAAUUGAACCUUCACACGAGAGAGUUCCCUCCUAGGCAAUCGUCCAAAAGUGAAAGUGGCGAUAAAUCCAAACCACAGGAAACGACAGUUACUGGAGAAGAGGAAAAAGUCGACCGCAAGGUCAAAAAGGGUCGUCGAGCCAAGAAAAAGGCCAAGACUGAUGUAAAUUCUGAGAAAACAGAAAUUUCCGUUUUCCUAGAGAAUCGCGAGACCUUGACUCCCGGACUGUAUGCUAAAGGGAAGCCCGCACCGGCUUUACCUCGAAUAAGCAGACAACAUGAGAAGAGACCGGAAGUGAUUAAUGAUGCUCAGAAGCAGAUCGAAGAAAAUAAGACAAGAAAAACCACUACAGCAUCAAACCUUCCUCCUGUUGCUACAACUCGUGACGCGGGCAUUAACCAGCUUCUAGCUGAGAUUGAUCAGAAGAAUGCAGAAUACGAGGCUUAUAGAAAAAAUGAUGUCUUCUUCAACCGAUUCAGUAGUGAUGUUGUGGACUCAAAAUUCUCUGAUGAAGAAAUCUUAGGCGAGCAGAAGAACGGCGUCUUACCACCAAUUAACGGGAACGCGGUGUCCUUCGGGAAAAGGAAAACAAAGAAGUAUGACAGGAUCGUAAGCCAAACAAAUUGGAACAAUAUUGAGAGAAAGGACAUUCUAAAAGAUAGGAAUGCAAUGAAACUUCCUCCGAUCAGCUCAACAAAUACUGAAAAUAUGUCUCGGAAUGACAAGAAGGCAAUACCGCCAAAACAAGAAAUGACAGAGAAAUUCUUAACAAACACAAAUGACUAUUGGCGUAAUGCGGUAGCACCGAAACCUGCUGUUUCAGAACUUCCUCCGAUAAGUGUGGCUGGGAUGUCCGUAGAUAAGAAGAGAAACGUCACAAAAGGAUAUCUGGACAGCACUAACCGCUCAGAGCAAUUUACACAGGACAAGCUGGGCCAUAAAAUGAACAAGAUAACGUUGCCGUCUUUGACGAACAAAUGCAACAAGCGGACCCCUCGGAUAGGGAAUAUUUCCGAGGUAGGACAGCCUCUUCGUCACAUCUCCCGGCACGAACCCACACUUCACCCUGUACUUAACGUUAUACUUCCGCCCAUCACAGGACUUCCGGUUCCAACAACAACGGACAUGAAGAAAUACAAGGGGACGCGUUUCGCUUAAGGAAUGGUCAGGGAACCGAGGUAUAAGACUGUUCAGCUUUAGAUUGGACGAGGAGGUUAGAUUAGUAAUGGUCAAUUCUUUAUGACCUGUACUGUUGUUUUAAAAUUUGAUUCACCCUGAACGCGGCUUGAAUUCAGGUAAAUUAUGAACUAUAAUAUUAAAGAUGCUGGUAACUGAUGAAUACGCAUGCAGGGAAAAUCAGCAGGAACUCCUAGAAUGUUUCACGACUGACGGCUCUUAGAGUCUUUUGGAUGAAAACUAUUUCUCAUAUCGAAGAGACUCGGUAAAGGCCGUGCUGAUUCAAGUCAUUGAACUCCCCUCAAACUGACCAUGUUGAGGGAAAUCUCUCAAACAGUCCAUGCCGAUUCGGAUCGAAGCACGUUUGUCAAACUGGCAAGGCCGAUUCUAAGCUAGGUACUAAAGUCAAAACUGACCAUGACGAUUCGGAGCUGUGCACUGUCACAGACUGGCCAUUCCAGUUCGGGGCUAUGAACUUCUGCCAGAUUAUCCGUUUGAAUUUGGAGCUUAGACAGUACUUCUGUCAAACUGGCCCUCUAAAUUUGGAGCUUGUACCUACCACAAAAUGACCAUGCCGAGACAGAGAAAGACACUCUAGCAAGUUUGCGUGCCGAAUUGGAACUAGGUACUUGGAAGUGCCGUUGCACUGAUAAUCUGACUGAACCGACUCGAAGAAAGGCACUUCUGUCAAACUGACCGUGUCGGUUCGGAGCUACAAUGUAUGUGCCCCAUGAGACUAUAGGCGUUCCUAUGUAUCGAACUGUGUUGAUUCAAGUUAUUUACCAUUUAAAGGAUUGACAUGAUUUUGUUGCAAGAGUUUUUUAAAUAGUAA